AUGCCAGCGUUCUCGAGAAAUGAACGCCGAAAGUCAAUGGCCGAGCGCCGUCCCUCCACCUCGUACUCACCCUCGAUCAUCCCCCACUUGGACGGAUUGGAGCGUCCCAACAGACACAGCUUAAACAUCGAUCACUGUGACAUAUUGAUCUUGGGCACUGGUUUGGUGGAGCUGAUUCUCGCCGCUGCCUUGGCCUGGCAGGGCGUAGAAGUGCUCCACAUCGACAGAAACAACUAUUAUGGUGACCUGUCAUCGACUUUGACCAUCGACCAGUUGAAGAAAUGGUGCGUGGAAGUCAACCACGGCACCAUUCGCCACUUUGCUGAUGCUCAGAUCUACAUCCCAGGUGGAAAGCAUAACAACCACUUCAACAGUAAGGAUUACGGUAUCGACUUGAGUCCUCGAGUGAUGUUUGCUCAGCUGGACUUGUUGGCUUUGUUGAUUAAAUCGCGAGUGUACAAGUACCUCGAGUUCCAGAGCUUGUCCAACUUCCAUGUGUUCGAAAACGAUAACUUCAAGAGCAAGAUCUCCAACACCACCAAGGAGGACAUUUUCACCGAUCAGCUGAUGUCGUUGCAGACGAAACGCUCGUUGAUGAAGUUUUUAAAAUUCGUGUUGCAGGAUAACAAUGAUCCGGCAAAAAAACAGAUUCUUAUCGACAACUCCAAGAGUUCCAUCGAGGAGUUUUUGGAGUCAUCCUACAACUUGAAACUGCCUCAGGUGGACGAGCUCAUUUACUCAAUUGGCCUCGUCAACAAGAAAAACAUGCGCACACCAGUGGCUCUUGCUCGUAUCAAGAGAUUUUUGGUAUCUUUUGACGUCUACGGUAACUUCCCCGUGAUGGUGCUGAAGUAUGGUGGCCCUGGAGAGAUUUCCCAGGGAUUCUGCAGAAGUGCAGCCGUUGCUGGUACCACAUACAAGCUUGACACUAAGCUUAAGGACUUCGAUCCCGAGACUAAGAUCGCCAAGUUUAGCGACGGUUCCUCGGUAAAAAUUAACGAAAAGGUGGUAGUUGCCCCUACGCAAAUCCCCAAGUUCUUGACCUCUAGCUACUCCGACUUGGAGCUGCAGGUGGAAUCUUAUAAGGUGACUCGUCUCAUCACCGUUGUCCGCAAAGACUGUAAAGAAUGGAUGUCCGAGAACGAAUCAUCUGCCAUUGUUGUGUUCCCUCCAGAAUCCUUGCCUACAAAUAACCAGAGUGCUGUUCAGGUCAUCAUCCAGAACGGUGGUUCUGGUGUCUGCCCACCUGGAGAGUCUAUUUGGUAUGCUCAUACCUGUGAACAGGAUGGAGCCAAAGCCAAAGAAGACUUGGAGAGUGCUUUGAGCAAGAUGGAGAAGGCACUCUUACGAGAAAGUGCAACCAACCUUGAUGACGUUCUCAACGAGAACGACUUUGUGUUGAGUAAUCAAGGCACACCAAUCUUAGUGAACUCAUUUAAGUUGGGCGAGUCGUUACAAAGCUUUAUGCCUGAAGAAUCUUUGGAUAUUGUUUGCAAGAUUGCGUUCGUGCAAACCACUUAUAUCAACCCAGACCUUUCUAAUGUGUUAUCUGCCCUGACAGCUACAUCCACCAACAUCUCCAAGUUGGUUGUGAAGGAUUCGGAAGAUAUUAUUUUCCUGAACAUGCCUUCGUCUGAGGUGAGUUACGACGGUAUUAUUGGAGAAGUCAAGAUGUUGUACGAGAGAAUCACUGGCAGUAGUGAGGACUUCUUUGACGUGGAUUUUGAGGAUGAGGAAGACGAAUACUCGCGUGGAGCUGCUGGUGCGGUUGCCGAUAACGAGGAAGCUAUUGAAGAUUCCGACUACGACUCUUCGCACCAUGAACCAUUUGGAGCAGGGGAAAUGGAGCUUUAG
Molecule: messenger RNA, 1854 nt
Organism: Sungouiella intermedia
Lineage: Eukaryota; Fungi; Ascomycota; Pichiomycetes; Serinales; Metschnikowiaceae
Source: the annotation of a GenBank genome assembly